Musa acuminata AAA Group (dessert banana) is the source of this 417-nucleotide messenger RNA. RefSeq lists its product as uncharacterized. The coding region runs from base 1 to 417 and encodes 138 amino acids. Lineage: Eukaryota; Viridiplantae; Streptophyta; Magnoliopsida; Zingiberales; Musaceae. The record is from RefSeq and is a predicted model, not a curated record. The transcript has a single exon.
AUGGCUCAUUCGAAGCUCUUGCUCCUUGCCACUCUUCUCGCCGCUCUCUCUGCUCUGGUGGUGGAGAGCCGGGUGGCAAGGAUGGAUCUUGGGAGCCUUGGCACCGGGGUCGGUCUCGGCACUGGGCUCGGUGUUGGCGUAGAUGGCGGUACGGUCUCCGUCUCAGGUUCGGGCUCCGGCUCUGGCUCCGAGUCUGGGUUUGGUCACUCCAGCUCGACUUCCAGGUCGGAAUCACGUUCGUUUUCGGUGACUCUGCCUGGUUUAGGCUCCGGCGCGGGCUCUUCGGCAGGUUCGGGCGCAGGCGCGGGAUCAUCGUCAGGUUCGGACGCGGGUUCCUCCGCGGGCUCGGGCGCAGGUUCUGGUGCGGGGAACGGCGAAGGUUCCGGCUCGGGCUAUGGCUCGGGUUCUGGCAACUGA